AUGGCUACUUAUGCCGUUGAUCUGCAAAAAGAUCUCCUGUUCCCCGAUCUGACCAAAUUAUGUCGAUCUGUUAUUGCCGAAAUCCUCAGCAAUCGCCUUCCUGGGGCGACCCCUUCCCAAAAGGAUGUCAUCCAAUGCAAGCUUGGCUCAAGAGAUCUGGCCGCUUAUCUCGUAUCGUUUGUUUGCCCUGAGAUCAAACAUCUUCAAGGGAAAUUGGUCACGCGGGAGCGCCUGGACAUAAUCAAGGACUUGCAAGUCAAGGAUGGCAAUGACUGGAGCGGGACGUCUAUGGGAUACCUAGACUACGUGACAGACAGUCGAAAUCCCGGCUACAUUCGAAUGUAUGUUGGUCAGAGUCUUAAAGCACCCCGAAGGCUUUUCAGUCAGCACAGCCAGUCGAUGUUGAAAGGAGACACCUCAUGCCUCCAUUACUUCGUCGUCUGGCUAGGAAAUGGUAGACGCACAGCCAGUUUCAUCAGACUAUGGGAAUUCCCUCGUGGAAAAGGGGAUUCUGACACGAUGGGGGAUAUAAUCCAACGGAACAUUCUUGAGGCAGUUCUCUGUCGAGCCUUCUCUACUCAUCACGGAAGUCUUACGAUAUGUGAUGAAGAGUCUGGCCUUGCAUCAGGAUACGGUCUGAACGUCAUGACACCACUUGCCCAGGCAAGUGCUGUCGGGGACUAUCUUCAAGCAGUCUCAAAGUCUCAAAUGGCGGUAUCCGCAGACCCGCAAAUUCGAUAUUAG
This is a messenger RNA of Fusarium fujikuroi IMI 58289, 744 nucleotides long. RefSeq lists its product as uncharacterized. Bases 1 to 744 code for a protein of 247 amino acids. The record is from RefSeq and is a predicted model, not a curated record. NCBI's taxonomy places the organism in Eukaryota, Fungi, Ascomycota, Sordariomycetes, Hypocreales, Nectriaceae. The transcript is spliced from 2 exons.